AUGAAGCAUUUCAGCCUACAGCUCGUAAGUUUGGUUGCUGGCAUCUCCAGCAGUCUGGCUUGUGGCGACUGCUCUGGUGCAAACAAUCACGUCGAGCAUGUUCGCCAUGUCAGGAGAAUGCAGCCUGGAGCUGCCAAUGCGACGUGCGGCCCUACCAGGGCUUUGGAAUGGGGUCAAGUGAACUUUUUGCACACGACUGAUACACAUGGUUGGCUCGAAGGACAUCUAAAAGAUGCCAAUUAUGGCGCUGACUGGGGCGACUUCGUGUCCUUCACUGAAACCUUAAAGAACCAAGCUGACAGCAAGGGUGCCGACUUACUAAUUAUUGAUACUGGCGAUCUUCACGACGGAACAGGCUUGUCUGAUACAACAGAUCCCAAUGGCGCGAUCUCAAUGAGGAUCUUUGAGAGACUCAAAUACGAUCUCUUGACAAUUGGAAACCAUGAGCUUCUGCUUGCCGAGGUGGCUUAUCAGACGUUCAACGAGAUUGCCAAGUUCUGGGGAGAUAAGUACUUGACAUCCAAUGUUCGGAUCUUCAAUCCGGCCGCCAACAAGUUCGAGUAUAUGGGCAAGCAGUACAAGUACUUCACAACAAAGCACGGCCUCCGCAUCAUUGCCUUUGGCAUGCUAUUCGAUAUGACACGUAACACCGAUGUUACCAAGAUCACGAAGGCAAGGGAUAUGGUCAACCAGGACUGGUUUCAGCACGCUAUUAACUCCUCCAAGCCAGUCGACAUGUUCUUGGUCCUCGGUCAUAACCCAGUAAGAUCAUCGAUAGGUGGCACUUUUGGCGUUAUCCGUGACGCAAUUCGCCAGGCUCACCCACAGACCCCUAUUCAGAUAUUUGGUGGGCAUACCCACAUUCGUGACUUCGCAGUCCUAGAUGAUAGCAGCACCGCUCUUGAGUCAGGACGAUAUUGCGAGACACUGGGGUGGGUCUCGAUGAGUGGUUUCAACAAAAGCAACAGUGAUUGGACGGGAAUCUCACCCAACCCUCGAGGCGUGCCGAGCCCUACUCGCAAGGCCACUACCAACUCCAGCUCCCCGUUUCGGUACUCGCGUAGAUAUUUGGACUGGAACCGUGCCACCUUCGAGUUUCACGCUGUGGGCAAGCAGGUUGACGAGAGCGGGCUGUCAACAACGGCAGAUAUUACCAAGUACCGUGACCAGCUUCAGCUAAGUCGGGUCUAUGGCUGUACGCCCAGAGAUUUCUGCAUCACCUGUGCGCCCUUCAACAGCCCCGAUAGCAUUUUCUCGCUGUUGUCGCAAGCCCUAGCCGAGGUUGUUGUCAACGAAACCAGAAAGGACAUCCCCCGCUACGUGAUUGCGAAUACGGGUGGGAUCCGUCUCGAUAUGUACAAAGGGCCUUUCACCUACGAUGACUUCUUCACCAUCAUGCCGUCCAGGAAUUCGCUUCUCUAUAUUCCCGAAGUUGCUUGCGGUAAGGCGGCAACCCUUCUGGACGAGCUAAACAGUGGCGGUGCCGGUCAGGAACAUAAACCUAUGCCUUUUGAGUUCGACCUAUGCGUUGACCCCAUCGUUGCACCCCUAACGACUAGAGAUGGGUCCAGCCACGUCCACGCCUUCAAGGCUGUGACCAGACGUCAGGUGGUUGACCUAGUUCCCGGAUAUAUUACAACCGAUGACUUUGGGUCCGAUGGUGAUGACACUGCGCACAGUCCGAUUCCGUAUCACAAUAUUCCGCAAUUCUAUCAGGGUGCCGCGGGGUUUGGGGUUGAAGGUUGCACUGGCGUUGCCGACGUGGUCUUUGUUGACUUAGCCAAGCGCCACGUUCUGACCAUACUGGGUCCAGACUACAGCAGCAGCGAUGUCACCGACUAUAUCAGCUCGAACUACACGACACAUGACUUCCUACCAGAAUUCGUCAGGCGAUCGGAUAUCUUCCAAGCUAGUAUGCCGGAUUGUAUCUCUGCCUAG
Hyaloscypha bicolor E is the source of this 1938-nucleotide messenger RNA. RefSeq names its product phospho protein phosphatase. The coding region runs from base 1 to 1938 and encodes 645 amino acids. The transcript is spliced from 8 exons. Gene Ontology annotation, molecular function: hydrolase activity. Lineage: Eukaryota; Fungi; Ascomycota; Leotiomycetes; Helotiales; Hyaloscyphaceae. Gene Ontology annotation, biological process: nucleotide catabolic process. The record is from RefSeq and is a predicted model, not a curated record. Gene Ontology annotation, cellular component: cytosol.